AUGUCAAAGAAAAGAAAGAAUAGCUCUUCCUCAUCAUCAUCCUCGUCUUCAUCUUCCUCUCCGGAGAAAAAGAUCUUUGUUAACCAAUGUGACAAGUAUAAGGAAGAGAGAUAGUCUGAAAUUCGGAUUCAUUUCUACUUUAAGGAUUUGUACAUAGGGGGACUAAGAGAAGAUGAAUUUUUGUUUUAUUUACAUGGACGCAUAUAAAAGGCUGGUCCAUGCGAUUUGUUACAAAUUAGUUCAAUUAAUAAGGAAACACAAACAAUUGAUGUUGCUGUGGGAUUCAAAUAUGAUGAUGAUGCACUCAAAGUAUAUUAGGGGAAGGUCUCCGUAAAGACAAAGGACAAACUGACACCAAUCUUAUCCAAAGUCUACACAGAAGUGUUAAAAGAACAAGGACAUAUGAUGAAAGAAUAAUAGAGUGAUUUUCGUAAGUCCCAAUAGAAAGAAUUGUCACGUGAAAAGGAGAAGCCCCAACAAUACAUUCCAACCUAUAAUUAUAACAUAUCUAAGGAAUAGCUAUACAUCUUUGGAGUUCCUAAAGAAUUUACUAUAGAAGAUUGCAUAUCCGAGAUUAAGCAGACCUACGAUUUAGUGGUUAAGCCUGAGGGAAUAUUUAGAUCAGAGAAGGUUGGAGACAUAACAUAUGAAUAUUUGGAAUUGUAAGUGGAGAGGAUUCCUUGCCAAUAGAUUCUAAAGAAGUUGCCUUUGGUAUUAAAGAACAUCUCCUUGUUAUGCAUAUAAAAGAAGAAGCGAACAGAUCCUUUUAAUGAUGUGUUGAAGCCUUAUCAGGUGGUAUUAAGUGGCAAAGUGAAUCUGUCAUAAGUCUAUGCUCAUAUGAAUACAAUAGGAGGAGUAUUAUUUCAUUAAAUUAGUGAAUAAAAGUAUUGCAUAAUGAUGCAAAGUGAAUAAUCAGUAAUUGACUUAAAAUUGCCUUGCACUCUAGAUAUCUAGAAGGUCUAAUGUUAGGUAAGUCAAAGUCCUGACUUUAAUUUGCAAAUGGGAAGACCUAGUCUGAAUGAAACAACCUAUUAUAAGAUUUAAGAGUUCAAAAAGAAGCAAGAAGAAAUGAAAUUAGCUCGCUUACAUUCGAGUUCAAGUUCGAGUUCUAGUUCCAGCUCUAGUUCCAGUUCUAGAAGUAGAAGCAGAAACAAAAAGAAGAAGAAGCACCAUCACAAGAAGAAGCAUUGA
Molecule: messenger RNA, 1191 nt
Organism: Paramecium tetraurelia
Lineage: Eukaryota; Ciliophora; Oligohymenophorea; Peniculida; Parameciidae
Exons: 4
Source: RefSeq, a predicted model, not a curated record